Molecule: messenger RNA, 1263 nt
Organism: Chaetomium globosum CBS 148.51
Lineage: Eukaryota; Fungi; Ascomycota; Sordariomycetes; Sordariales; Chaetomiaceae
Exons: 3
Coding region: 1-1263 (420 amino acids)
Source: RefSeq, a predicted model, not a curated record
AUGGAGCGAUUUUCAGAACAAACGUUCUCGGUCAAAGGCGAAGUGGUCAAACCGAAGGAAAGUGCGAAAAUCCUAGGUGUCGUGAUGGAUCGCGAACUCCGCUACAAGCAGCACAUUGCUAGGACGGCAGCUAAGGGCCUCGCAGCCGCUCUGGCCCUGAAGAGGCUGAAGAUGCUUUCCCCGCGGACAGCGAGACAGCUAUUUGUUGCGACAGUAGCCCCGGUCAUGGACUACGCUGCCAAUGUCUGGAUGCAUGCGUGCGGGGAAAAAGCACUGAGCUGGCUGAACAGGGCGCAGAAGAUCGGGGCCCUGGCCAUCACGGGAGCCUUUCGAACCGCGGCAACAGCCGUGGUGGAAGCUGAAGCGAGCAUCUACCCUGUACGAGAACGACACGUCCAGGCGGCAGCCAGUCUGUGGAUCAACAUCCACACGCUGCCCGGAACGCAUCCCCUUGCCAUGAAGAAAGUCCGGACCACCGUACGAUUCGUAUCUCCGCUGCAGAAAAUUGCCCGCGUGGCUGAAGGAGUACGAGUUGACCGGAUGGAGACAAUCCAGGAAUACGCCGUCCCGCCCUGGGUACCUCGCCUACGACCGACGCUCGAAGCCGAUCGAGGGAAGGCGGCCGAGAUGGUCAACAAAAUCUCGGGAAUCGUGAUCGCAACCAGCUCAUCCCCGCGGCAGCAAUCCGGCCAAAGCAUCAUACGGCAAAUUUACGACUUGGCCAGGCUGCACCGACAAAGAGGGAACUCGGUCAACUUUCUGUGGAUACCAGCGGAGAUUGACUUCGCGCUGGGGUCAGAUGCCAAGGCAGCAGCCCAGAGAGCGUCGAAGCAAGGACGCACACCCGACUCCCAAAUACCCCAGGCCAAGUCUACCGCGAUGAGGCUGGCAAUGGAAAGACAACGGGCGACAAGAGUUCUACCUGUAGGCGUGGCUGAAGCGAAGGGAGGCCUGCGUAUUGGCGCAGCUCCGAACCGGAAUGGCGAGACUGAACGGUUUUUUGAGCAGGAUUGGGGCGGUCGAGUCAGACCUUUGUGCCUGUGGACAAGCGAGGGAAUCAGUGGAACACUUUCUUUUCCGAUGCGUGAGAUGGACAGCUCUGAGGGAAGACAUGCUGCAAUGCACAGUGGCAAGACGAGGAAGCCUCUCGUUCUAUCUGGGAGGGAAAGCGCCAUCAGAUACAAGGCAUUGGUCACCAGAUAUGAAGGCAGUCCGGGCGACGAUCAAAUACGCAAUGGCAACAGGAAGGCUGGAGCUGAAUGA